Panicum hallii is the source of this 378-nucleotide messenger RNA. Its product is annotated as cleavage and polyadenylation specificity factor subunit 4-like. Lineage: Eukaryota; Viridiplantae; Streptophyta; Magnoliopsida; Poales; Poaceae. The transcript has a single exon. Bases 1 to 378 code for a protein of 125 amino acids. The record is from RefSeq and is a predicted model, not a curated record.
AUGGGUGAGCAGAAGAGGAAGUUUAAGUUGCCAGGGCAGUUCAGCAAUAACUCACGCCCUCGCUUCGCGCCCCCGCAAGGAAUACCUUUUCGCACUGGAGGACAGAGUGUCAACUACGGGCAGAAUCAAUACCAGCGCCCCAACCAACAGAACCAGCAGCAGCAAGCUCAGCGUGCUGGUCAGUCAGCGCAGUGUCCCAGCUUCUCGCAGAAUCGCCAGAACACCCCUACUAGAACACCUGUGAGGAACAAUAGCCCUGUUCCCACUGGUGGUAACACGUUCUUCAGAUGUGGCGAGACUAGUCACUACGUCAAUCGUUGCCCCAAGGGAAAUGCCCAGAACAUUGUAGGCCAGUUCAACAACAGUGGACAGAGGUAG